GAGUGGCCUAUAAGAGAAUUAUAAAUACUGUGAAGCAAAGUAGGACCGUGAGCCGUGGAUUCACUGCUGAGCCUUUUUCAGUGACCAAAGGAAUAUAACAUUUCCAAAAUGCUUGACGAUUUUCUUGCAAAGAACAUUCUGCAGCUGACUUUGAGCGAGCCCCUGCUCCCCACACAGUCUCAAGUCAAAGUCUCAGAGGAAAGGAGCCGGAACGAGUCAGCCUCCUUCUUCUUACCCUCCUCCCAGAUCUCCUCUUCAAGCCUUAGCUUGAGCACUGAGCAUGGAAAUACCAGUGAGAGUGAGAGCUCUUUGUUAUCACCAAAUGUCUGGAGUCACGUUCCCAUCUCAAACCAAAAGGAGCUCUCCUUCCGUCCUGAUCGCUCCAUGAGCCUGACUGAGUCUAGCAGCGACCUGUUCUCGUUCUUUGAACAGCUCAGGACCAGUGAGCUGUUUCCUCGAGGCCCUUCCUCUACUGUGGCCCCCCCUCCGGGGUUCGCACCCUCAUCAAACCUUCAAGCUCAGGUUCAGCCAAUGCUGUCACCUAACCGUUACAAAACUGAGCUGUGCCGUGGCUUUCAGGAGACUGGCAGUUGCAAGUACGGCAGUAAGUGCCAGUUUGCCCAUGGAGAGGCAGAACUGCGUGGUCUGUACCGUCACCCCAAGUACAAGACAGAGCCCUGCAGAACCUUCUACAACUUUGGCUAUUGUCCCUAUGGCCCACGCUGCCACUUCAUUCAUGAAGAGAAAAUAGCUGGGGCGCCUUUAUCGUCCAGCAAAUUCCAGCGCAAACCAAUCCCAUCAUCAUCUGGUGGUCACAACCCUCGUCACCAGCUCAGGCAAAGUCUCAGCUUUGCUGGCUUCAUGGGCUCAUUACGCAGCGCAUCUCCACCAUCACUUUGCUCAACCUUUAAUGAUGUAAACCUGGCAUUUAGCCGCGCUCCUUCAGUUUCUCCUCCUCCUCCUCCUCCUCCUGCUCCCCUUUCUCCAGUAUUUGGACAGUCUGUGCACCGGGACGCAACAGCAUCCCACUUUGACACCCGUCACCUUGGCACCGGGAGUGGUGACAUCCACAGCAUUCCACUAACCUUGAAGCCAAAAGUGUCACGCUGCAACAGCAGUCAUAUGUUCACCAGCAUGGAGGACAGGCCUCAAGAUAGCACCACACUGUUUCCUAGUUUUGGCAACCACAGAGAACUUGUUAAACCUCCAGGAUUGCAACGUUUCUCUUCUGAGGACUCCCUGGAGGACAGCUACAGCAGCAGCUCCAGCGGAACAGACUCUCCUACGUUUGAUAAAUCUGCCAACAAGAGGCUGAUGGUUUUUGAGCGUCUAUCCCUGUCUGACUAAAUAGAUUUGGAAAAAGAGAAUAAGGAACAACUACAUGGGGUGUGGGCUACUAUCAAAAAGAAUUGUGUGCUAAAAUAAUAACACAGAGAUCUUAAACUUAAGAAAAAAACAUAUCUUUUACAAACUGCAUAUGCUGAAUCUUAAGUAUUUAAAUGCUAUCUAACUCUACUAUGAUACAUGAAAAUAUGUAGCCUUAGAUUUUGUAUAUGUACAUGACUUUUGUAUAUGAUCUUCCAUGAGACUUGUCUAUUUCUGGAUCAUAGUUAUCGAAAUCUGCAACAAUCAAAAAGCUUUUUGUGGUAGUAAUCAAUAAUGCUUAGCCUAAAUAUUUUUGUUGCCGCACAGCUUUUUUAUUCAAUGUGCCACAAUUAGGAUGUUUGACUCAGUAGCCUUAAUCAUCCAGACCGGACACGUGUCAUGGUUGUGCACUUUAAAGCUGAUUCAGAUGGUAGAGUUUCUCUCUACAGCAUUCAAACUUCAUCCCGUACUAUAGUCUGUAUAUGGGUGUUUGGCAGUAAGUCAGCAUGUGUUGAGAUGUGUUUUGAGAGAAAACGUUCCAAAAUGGAAACUGUACAAAUAGAAAAAAAAAAAGAAGUAUGUCAAAGAGUUUUUCCUGACAUACCUGAUGAGACUUAGUCCUGUAGCUAAAUGCUGUUGUUUUGACAGUUUGCAAAUUGCACACAUCCGUUUGUUAGCCUGGUUCAGGGAACACCACAGUAUUCCAUUUGGUUGUUGUUUGCCUUGUGUUGUUUAACUUAUGCUAUUAUAUUUAUUGUAAUAUUUAUUUUUGCUUAAAAAAAGAAAAAUAUAUUUUGUACUUUAUUUAUGUAAAAUUAUAGAUCAAGCUUUGUUAAAUAUCAAUGUGAGGAAAGCAGUAAAAAGAGAGCCUUAUAUUUUUAAUUGCCUGAAAUGAAUUUGAAUAGAUUUCUAAAUAAAAUUGAUUUUGCAUCUCU
Oryzias latipes (Japanese medaka) is the source of this 2300-nucleotide messenger RNA. RefSeq names its product mRNA decay activator protein ZFP36L1. Gene Ontology annotation, molecular function: mRNA binding; metal ion binding. The record is from RefSeq and is a predicted model, not a curated record. NCBI's taxonomy places the organism in Eukaryota, Metazoa, Chordata, Actinopteri, Beloniformes, Adrianichthyidae.